Molecule: messenger RNA, 3320 nt
Organism: Erythranthe guttata (spotted monkey flower)
Lineage: Eukaryota; Viridiplantae; Streptophyta; Magnoliopsida; Lamiales; Phrymaceae
Product: transcription factor GTE4
Molecular function (GO): protein binding
Source: RefSeq, a predicted model, not a curated record
UGAAAACGUGGUACAAAACUCCAUCUUCGCACAGCCAGCGCGUGGUUUCAUGCAACGAAUUGAACGGAUCCUCGUGGCUAUCGAUAAUGCUCGCGUGUGACGUGGCAAAUCCUCACACCCAUUUGUAACUAGUCAAAAAGCGCGUGAGAUUUGAAGCAACUGUGCCGCCCGAAAAAAAAAAAAAUAUCAUUCGACGGGACCGGUUAGAGAGAGAAACAAAUGUUUUUCUAGAGAGAGAAAAUCGACUGGAGUUCGUUCGGAUCGCGCUCCUUCGUACCUCAAACCCUAAUUCCUGUCUUCAGUUUUGGCUCUUAUCUCUGUUUUUUUCAAAAAAAUUGGUAUUUUUUCUUUAUUAUUUUCUGUUCUACCAUCGGAUCUUUAGUUUCUCUUCUUCAAUUUGGGGAUUUUUUUGGUCUGUGAUAAAAAAAAACAAAAAAAAUUGGAUCUACUGAUAAAUUAAAGCGUCAGUCUUUCCCGGGUUAAUUUAGCUAGUGUUUGAAAUUUCUUGUGUGAAAUCGUUACUGCUGAUGUACUGGGCAGUGAGUGAUGUUCGUCGUCUUGUUAUUCUAGGGUUUUUGAAACCCUAGGUUUCUGGAAUUCGGGUUAUGUUAGGGUUCUCGAAGGUUCGAUUUUUUAGAAAUUAGGGCUUUUUUGUUUUAUAAUCCCAAUUGGUGAUUACAUGUAUGGAUUCGGGGAUUACAAGGGAUUCUAGUGAUGAUUUGAAUUGGAGAGAAAGGUGCCGCUGGAACGAACAUCGCAAAGUCUAUACUCGAAGAAUCAACCGGAAACCCAAUAGAACCAGCAAUAAUAGCGAUACUGCCGCCACCGAAGCCUCAACGGCCGGUAGCCCCACCGCCGUUGCCGCCCGUGAGACCACCCCAAAUCCCACCACCACCCCCACGCCCACCAACGUUCCCUCUUCCCCCGCUGCCUCCCCCUCCACCGCCAAGGUUUCCACCGCCUCCGCCUCCGAGGACUUCAAUGACCGCCACAAGGAUUCUGCAGCCGCCUCUGUUCCACCCAUCACCUCUGGCGGUUAUCCCACCGCCACUCCUCCGCGGCGUUCUGCCGCGGAUGAUGAACUGCACCAGCCUCUGGAAGCCUUAGUAGGCAAAGAUGCUGAUUUGUCACUGGGUCAAGAACAAAGUCCCUCGAAUAAUUCAGUGGAGAAAAAUGUCGACACUUCUUCGACUCAGCAUCAAGUGCAACAAUUCAACGACGGUAACGAAGCCCAUAAUUUGAGAGAGUCGUCGCCUCGGUCCUGUGAGAACGGUUUGUCAAACGGCAGAGAAGGUGCAUCGGCGCAGAUUCCCAUCGGGAUUGACUCAGAUAACGAGGGGCAGUUGAUAUCAAUCCCAACGGUGAAUGGAGUUGUCAAGCCCCUGGUUAUAUCGAAAGACGAUGAUAAGAUUAGAUUUCAAUUAGUUAAAGAAACAUCGAAGGUCGAGAUUAAGGAGCUUACUACGAAACUGGAGUUUCAGCUCGAUCAGGUUAGGAGAUUAGUCGAACAGGUUGAAGCCAAGGAGCUUCAGCUUUCUUCAUGUAACACUCAGAUUAGCAGUAGUAAUCUUAGUAAUAGUAAUUAUAUUAGUAUCGAGGGUGGUAAUGCAGGCGGGCAUAGCUAUAGUCAACUUCAUGACCUCGUAGAUAAGAGGGUGUUGGUUAGAGUUGACUCAGAUAUGGGUAUGGUGGGUCACCAGGAAAUCAGACCUACCGGAUUAUCGAGAGUGAAUUCUGAUGUGGGCUCCACACGGAAUCGAGAACCGCGGACGUACAGUAGGCAGCUCACUAUUGCAGUAAUGGAGAACGACCACGGGCCCGGUGUAUUUCUUGAGAAGGAGAAACGAACUCCAAAGGCCAAUCAGUACUACAGAAAGUCGGAGUUCCUUCUGGGGAAGGACAGACUACCGCCCGAGAGCAACAAACGGCUGAAGACGAGUAACGGGAGGAAACACAACGGAGAAAAGGACCACGCAAUGCGGUUCGGCUUUGGUUUCGACAAGAGUAGGAACCAGGCCUUUCGGAGUUGUGGCAGCUUACUUCAGAAGUUGAUGAAGCACAAGCACGCUUGGGUGUUUAACGAGCCGGUGGAUGCCAAGGCCAUGGGGUUGGUCGAUUACCAUGACAUCAUUAAACACCCUAUGGAUUUCGGUACAAUCAAGACUCGACUCUCUCAGAAUUGGUACAAGAUUCCGAGGGAGUUCGCCGAGGAUGUGAGACUUGUUUUCCGAAACGCCAUGACUUAUAAUCCGAAAGGGCAAGAUGUUCAUAUUAUGGCCGAAGAAUUAUCGCAGGUAUUUGAAGAGAAGUGGGCAGCUAUAGAAGCCGAGUAUAAUCCUUACUUGAAAUACCAAAUACCAAAUGCUCCCUCUCAAACGCAUUUUGCCCCAGCUAUUCCGUUUCCGUUGUACGUUCCUUCUGCUCCUCAUAUGAGGACUUUCGACAGGCCGGAUACAAUGGCAACAGCUAUGGCUGUUGACCCGAAAGGUCAACGAACCCACGUUGGAAGGAGGCGAGUUCCGAAGAAACCUAAAGCUAAGGAUCUCGAUAAACGGGACAUGACUUACGAGGAGAAGCAAAGGCUUAGCACAAAGCUUCAGAGCUUGCCCACCGAAAAACUCGACGCUAUUGUUCAAAUCAUCAAGAAGAGGAGCACCGCACUUUCUCAACACGACGAUGAGAUUGAGGUGGACAUCGACAAUGUUGACGCGGAGACAUUGUGGGAGCUCGAUAGGUUUGUGUCGAACUUCAGGAAGAGCUUGAGCAAGAAUAAAAGAAAAGCCGAACUUGCGCUGCAAGCUAGAUCGGCAUCGAAUCAAACAGUUGCACUGACGAACCCGACAAGUGCAGUAGUAGCUGAAGUCCAGAUUGAAAAUGGAACAGCCCUUGAGAAGAGUGCUGCACCUCGUGCCGCUGAAGGCGAUAAUGGUAGAUCCAGCAGUUCAAGUAGUUCCAGCAGUGAUGGAUCAUCUUCGAGUGAUUCGGAUAGCGACAGUUCCUCUGAGAAUGGAUCAGAUGCAGGACAAACGUGAACGCAUAAUAAUUAAGGAACAAUGAUGGAUCAAAAGGCAUUUGUCCUGCAAAUGAUGGUUCGAUGCGAAAUGCUGUACCUUUUUUCUUCGAUGUUUUGUAGGUCUGUGACAGCUCCAACAUCUCAUUCAUACCAUCAUUUGAACGUGUAAUAUGUAAGGAGGUUUUUUUUCUCUUUCUGUUAGAAAGAAUGUAUUUUUGAUUGGUUAUGAUGGUGACGGCAGAAUGUAGCCGAUGUAAAUUUAUGUGCUUGUUACGUAUUUCUAGUUAUAAAAAGCUAUUGCGAGGGA